Manis javanica (Malayan pangolin) is the source of this 735-nucleotide messenger RNA. Lineage: Eukaryota; Metazoa; Chordata; Mammalia; Pholidota; Manidae. The record is from RefSeq and is a predicted model, not a curated record.
AUGGGCAGCCCCCGCUCCGCGCUGAGCUGCCUGCUGUUGCACUUGCUGGUUCUCUGCCUGCAAGCCCAGGAAGGCCUGAGGAGGGGGAGCCCUGUGCUGGACAGGGAGCUUGCUUCCCUGUCUCUAGCUGGCAGGGUGUCUGUUGUUUCCCAACAGGUAACUGUUCAGUCCUCACCUAAUUUUACACAGCAUGUGAGGGAGCAGAGCCUGGUGACCGAUCAGCUCAGCCGCCGCCUCAUCCGGACCUAUCAGCUCUACAGCCGCACCAGCGGGAAGCACGUGCAGGUCCUGGCCAACAAGCGCAUCAAUGCCAUGGCAGAAGACGGGGACCCCUUUGCAAAACUCAUUGUGGAGACAGAUACCUUUGGGAGCCGGGUUCGAGUCCGUGGAGCUGAGACAGGUCUCUACAUUUGCAUGAACAAGAAGGGGAAGCUAAUUGCUAAGAGCAACGGUAAGGGCAAGGAUUGCGUCUUCACGGAGAUCGUGCUGGAGAACAACUACACGGCCCUGCAGAACGCCAAGUACGAGGGCUGGUACAUGGCCUUCACCCGCAAGGGCCGGCCCCGCAAGGGCUCGAAGACGCGGCAGCACCAGCGCGAGGUGCACUUCAUGAAGCGGCUGCCGCGCGGCCACCACACCACCGAGCAGAGCCUGCGGUUCGAGUUCCUCAACUACCCGCCCUUCACGCGCAGCCUGCGCGGCAGCCAGAGGACUUGGGCCCCGGAGCCCCGAUAG